GGGCCAAGAUGGCGUGGUGAUAAGGCGUGUUUUCGUGAGUGGAGGUACGGCAACACGUUUCUUGCAAAACUUUUUAAUGUAGUGCAUAUUUUUCCUCCCCAAUUAUAAAGUGAACAAUCUAUGGAUUCGUUAUAAGAACUGUGGAUGACUAUUUGAACAUACAAAUAAUAACUUUAUUGCUGUCGUUGAACAACGCUGAAGUGUUAGCUUGUAAAGCUAGGUAGGCUAGCAAUUAUGUCGACUAGAAAGCAGUUGUCCGCGCUGGAAGUGAUGGAAGUGGACCAGGCUAAAGAAAAAAGAAAACAUGACGACAUUCAUUCAUACGCCUGUAAAGCUGGUGGAAGAUGUGAAUCUUCACCUAGUACACCAAAUCAGACCCCUGCACCAAAAAAAACGAAGAAUGUUGAACCAACCGCAGCUUCAGAGCCAAGUUUAAUGGAAGUCCAGAACAACAUUAUACAGAUUAUCACAGAGAAAAUCAACAACCGAGCAGACCACUUGGAAACAAUGAUAAAGAACAACUCCAAAGAAAUUGAAAGCGUUUGUGAAAGUUUAAACUCAAUUCAUUCUGAUGUUAUGGGUCUGAAAAAAGAAAACGAAAGUUUGAAAAAAGAAAAUAUGGAACUGAGGAAAAAAGCUGCAGAACUGGACCAGCGGAUGAAUGACCAGGAACGAUACAGCCGCAGGUGGUGCCUACGACUUCAAGGAGUGGCGGAAAAUUCAUCGGAAAAUGUGAAAGAGAGAGUGAAGGAGAUCUGCAGAGCCGUGGUCCCGGAGGAGCAGAGGAACGUAGUGACGACGGCGGUGGACAUCGCACACCGAGUCGGCCGACUCAGAGCCGGGGAGGAUAAACGGGUGAAUUCACGGCCGAUCAUCAUCAGAUUUACUACAAGAACGGCGAGGGAUCUCAUUUGGAAACAUGCCAAGCAGAGUCCUUUUCUCAAGACUCAAAGCUUACGCUUCAAGGAGGAUCUCACAGCUGCUGAUAAGGAAGCAAGGAGUCGACUAUGGCCCGCGGUGGACCGAGCCAGGAAAGAAGGCAAAGCUGCUUAUUUCAGCGGGGCGAGAGCGUUCAUCGAUGGCAAAGAAAUACUUCCAACCUAGAUGUACUGUAUAACAGGUAGUCAGUUCGGGAAAUAUUUACAUUUUGUUCAUAAAGUUUCUCAGGUUUAUCCUCUUACCGUGAUAAAGGAAAAGCUUCAAGGAGACGUUAGAAAUUGAUUAAAAAAAAAAAAAAAAAAAAAAAAUCCAAAGUGUGAAGUUUAAUUGUGAAAAGAGGAUGGUUUAUGCAAAAGUUCUAUUUAUUUGCGCAAGAAGAUUGUUGCCUAUAGAAAACACUAAAGUUUAACCAAGUUAAGCUAGUAAUUUGUUUUUGUUUCUUUUAUGUCUCUUUUCGUUUGUUCUGUCAAUGCCAGAGGUUUAAGAGAUUUACUUAGAAGGAAAGCUUUUUUUUUG
Molecule: messenger RNA, 1455 nt
Organism: Pimephales promelas (fathead minnow)
Lineage: Eukaryota; Metazoa; Chordata; Actinopteri; Cypriniformes; Leuciscidae
Source: RefSeq, a predicted model, not a curated record